This is a messenger RNA of Pygocentrus nattereri (red-bellied piranha), 3332 nucleotides long. It is a transcript of the gene ankk1, whose product is annotated as ankyrin repeat and kinase domain containing 1. Gene Ontology annotation, biological process: protein phosphorylation. The record is from RefSeq and is a predicted model, not a curated record. Gene Ontology annotation, molecular function: ATP binding; protein binding; protein kinase activity. The transcript has 8 exons. Bases 29 to 2269 code for a protein of 746 amino acids. NCBI's taxonomy places the organism in Eukaryota, Metazoa, Chordata, Actinopteri, Characiformes, Serrasalmidae.
GUACAAUAUCUGAAACCUAAACUACAGAAUGACUGAAAUGAGCUCCUCACCACCAACUGACAGGUCUAGUGAUGGCAGUCUGGACAGAUUCACCUAUUUUAAAAAAGAAGAUUUUGAAGUAGACUGGGACAAAGUGUCUGACCGCAGUUUUGGCCAAGUCUACAAAGUGAAGCUCAAGCUAUGGAGGGAGAAGUGCGCCGUCAAGACUUUCACUAGCUCGAGUGAUUACAGGAACAUGGUGCAGGUCUCUAAAAAAGGGAGGACCAAAUUCAAAUACCUGAUAUCCAAUUAUGGGCUGUGUAAAGACCCAAUUGCUGUGGUAAUGGAAUAUAUGAGCAAAGGGUCCCUGGACAGCCUUCUCGCAACUCAUAUACUGAUGUGGCCAAAGAAGUUCCUGAUGAUCCAUGAGGUGACCAUGGGCAUGAACUUCCUUCACAGCAUGAACCCCCCUCUCCUUCAUCUGAACUUAAAGCUGGCCAACAUCCUGCUUGAUGAUCAUCUUCAUAUUAAGAUUUCAGAUUUUGGUCUAAUUAAAUGGGAAGAAUCUUCUAGCAAGUUCAUUGAACAUUUGACAGCUCGGGGAAACAUUAAUUACGUUCCCCCAGAAACGUUUUCCCAAACUCCUGAGCCUCCUACUGUCAAGUAUGAUGUUUACAGCUUCUCCAUUGUGAUGUGGGAGAUUUUAACUCAGAAGCGUCCAUACUCUGGAAUGAAUAUGACUGAAAUAUUGCUCAGAGUGUCAUCUGGCAAAAGGCUGGGUUUGGAGAAGAUCCCUGAUGACAAGCCUCAGGAGUGUGAGGACAUGAUUGAACUGAUGCAGCGAUGCUGGCACCAAAACUACAGACAAAGACCUGCCUUCUCUGAAGCGGUGUGGAUGACUGAAGCUCUAAGUGAUGUCCUGAAAAUCCCAGACAUGAUACAGAUAAGGAAGGGAUCGUUUAAGCUCAGAUCAGCCCCGUCCAUCUGGCACAGGACAAAUGAUCCAUCCGAUGGACAAUCAGAUGUUAACAGUUCGAGCCAAAACAUUCUGACUUACCUGGAGCAGAAGGAUUUUGUGUCAUUCAAGAAUGUCUUGAGGAAAGAGCACAUCUCAAUGCUCUUCAGGGACAACAACUCUCUCCUCCACUACGCCGUUGCCAGCAGUGAUGUUGAGAGCGUGCAGAUGGUGCUGAGUCUGGGGGCUUCAGUGAACUGCCAAAGUGCUAAAGGCUACACGCCACUCAUUGUCGCAUUGCUCCGGAAGUUCUACAAUAUUUGCACGUUGCUCAUUGACAAUGGGGCCGACGUCAACCUUGCUGACCAGGACCUGUGGAACCCAAUGCAUUUUGCAGUGCAGGGUGGGGAUGACCGUGCUGUUCGUCUGCUACUGGACAACAAGGCUAUAGCAGACGUCAAGGACAAGGACGGCUGGACUCCUCUACACCUGGCUGCUCAGAACGGCCAUGAGAGCGUUGUGCGCCUUUUGCUGCCACGCUUGAGCAGCGUAGAUGAACAAGAGCACCAAUCUGGAAGGACAGCGCUGCAUAUAGCCUGCAUGUAUGGUUACCUGAACAUAGCCAAACUCCUGAUUGUGAAAGGAGCUGACCCAAAUAAGACAGAUGCUGAGAAAGCCACUGCUUUGCACCAGGCUGCUGAGGAGGGUCACUUCAGAGUGGUUCGGCUGCUGGUGCAGAACAAGGCGGAUGUGAAUAUUAUCAAUGGACAUAACUACAGUGCCUUGCAUUUAGCUGCUCUGAGAGGAUGCACUGGCAUCUGCAGGUUCUUGUUGAACCAUGGGGCAGACCCUGAUGUUAGAACCCACCAGAAGUGGACACCCAUGCAUCUGGCCGCACUGAAGGGCCAUCCAGAGACGGUGCUGGUGCUCGAGGAUCACAAAGGCUCAUUGGAUGCCCAGGGUGAAGGCAGCUGGACAGCCUUGCACCUGGCUUGUUACCACACGCAAGAAGAGGUGGUGGCUGUGCUGUUGACUGCCGGUGCCAACCCCAACCUGAGUGAGGAUGCCGGCUGGACGCCCCUCCACCUGGCCUGCAGUAAAGGCAUCUUUCCAAGUGUGUUGCAGCUCAUCGCCAAGCAGGCCGAUGUCAACGCCCAGAACAGCGUUCAGAAUACCCCACUGCACCUGGCUGUGCAGACAGGAAACGCCCCGAUUGUGAAAGCCCUGCUAAUGAAUAAUGCACACAGACACAUAGUAAACUCUAAAGGGUACACAGCCUUAGCCUUGGCUCAACAGCACCACAACGAAGAGAUUAUGCAGUUACUGGACAGCUAGAGCACUAGAUAAGACAUUCAAAACAAGCCACAUGUAAUGACAGAUAACAACAUUAGGACGGAGGGGGAGGAGUACAUUGAUUUCUCAUAUCGAUUCCUCCCUUCCACAUCCUCCUCUUCCCGCCUCUGUUGUGAUUUAUUUUUCUCAUUUUGUUAGUAUAUGUCUAUUGAUUUUGCACAGGGACAUUUUCAUAAUGUGAUGGCUCACUGAAUGAAACAAAAAAAGCCAAUGCUCAGACACAGGUAGCCUGUCAGGAAUUCGCUCCUCCACAGUGAAUGAAUGGCGCUUCCACUGUACUCAGCUUGCUGGUGGGUGAAUAUGCAUUUGGUUCACUUUAUAGCCUCAUAAUUGCAUAAACCAUCCACUGACAGGAAGAAACAUGUCUUAAUACAUCUACGAUGAUAAUCUCAUUGUGAAGAAAUGAAAUCCAUUCAUGGAAUUCCAAUCCCUUAAACCACUUCCACAGCACAGAGCUCAAAACUGGUGUGACAACAUUCUUCCGGCUGCUCAGCAGAGCUCAACUGCUGACUGACUUCUUUGCUUUGUAUCUAAAGGCCAUGAACAGUAUCAACAACAUGUACAAGGACUUCAUUUUAUUACAUGGCGCAAGUAAUUAUUAACCAUGGAAUAUAUUUAGAUGGUGGACCGUUCUCAACAAAGCAGUGGCACAUGUUUGUGGCUAACUGUGGCUGAGGUUUUAUAUAUUUUUAUUUUUGUAUAUAUGUUAGUUGCGCUGCUGUGUAGGGAAUAGUCCACCACCGGAAUCGUAUCUGGUUACUGGUGAGUCUGAAAGGAAGUGUAGGGGUCAAGAAGCUGUGACUGGAAAAAAGAAGGACAUUUGCAAAUCAAACAAAGACAUUGCUGGUGCUGUCAGAACAGUGGACUGACCACCCUAGAGCCCAGAGGACAACAUUGCAGAAUAUGUUUAGGAUUACUUGGAUUGUAAGAAGCAGAAAAUGCAACUUCUACAGAAGAUCCCUGCAGUUCUUCAGCUGAAAGCGAGUGGCUGAAAAGAAUGGAAGCUGUAAUAUGUAUGUGUGUGUGUGUGUGUGUGUGUGUGUAU